AUGAGCGGCGCGCGGCGCAGGGAGGAGCCGCCGCACGCGCAGCAGCACGCGGUGGCGAACGGCGGCGCGGCCGGGCGCGGCUCGGUGUGGGGCAAGGCGCUGCGCAGCGACUCCGCCUGGCACGACAAGGACGAGUUCCUGGAUGUGAUCUACUGGUUCCGGCAGAUCAUCGCAGUCAUCCUGGGCAUCAUCUGGGGAGUGGUUCCCCUCAAGGGAUUCGUGGGAAUCGCAGUGUUCUGCCUGAUCAAUGCUGGUGUUCUGUACCUCUACUUCAGCAGCUUCCAGCAGAUAGAUGAGGAGGAGUAUGGUGGGACGUGGGAGCUCACAAAGGAAGGAUUCAUGACAUCUUUUGCACUGUUUCUGGUAAUGCCUCUUGCUUUUUCUGAGCUGGUUGGUUGUCUGGAUAAUCUUCUACACUGCCAUCCACUAUGAUUGACACAGCCUGCAGCUCUGGCCUGCUAAAUCAAUCAUCAGGAAAUCAAGAAGAUUUGAAUCAAUCCUAGCCUGUAGUGGACUGGUGGGAAGGUGGGGGGAGUCCAGUCCACUCCCUGCUGGCCCAGUGGGAGAGCCCCAACUCUUCUGCCAGAGAAGUCUCCAUUUUAUAUUCCCAGUAAUUAUGGAACUCUUAUUAAAAAGCCAUUGGAAUUUCUGGAAGUGGUUCAAGAAUGCUCAGAUUUGGAACUUUCUGUGACUCUAGUCAGUAACUCUUGAUCGACUCCUGUGUGCUACAGGUUGACUCUGUUAAUUUAAUAUAUGUUUGCCCUCCUGUUGGAAGUCUAGCCCUAAAUCCUGACUUGUCUUCCAUUGCUGUCCUUUAGGCACCUGGCUUUUAAACAGCAUCUGCAGGGGAGAUGGGAGGAAGGCUCUGCAGCAGCCGGGAGCUGAGCAGCCACCCCUGGCAUCUUCCUGCAGAGCUCAGCCUGGAUUGACCACACAGACUGUCUUGUUACCAUUCCUGAUAGUGUUUGGUUUACUUCCAAAUCAGUUGCUGAGCAGAAUUCUUACAGGGUCUUUGCUGAAGACAAAGUUUGAAGCAGUUUUGCUGGAAGGAGUUGUGAUUGAUUUGGUUAACCAAGGAGGCUGAGGAGCUCCACUGCAUUUUGCCAGCCUGACUACUAAGCUGCCAUCACAUACCUCAGAGUUUAGUAGUCUUGAAGGACAGUCAGCCUGGAGAAACCCUUUGAAAUGUUAAGCAUUUGAAUGAUUUUUAUUUUCAUUUUUUAAGCUCUUGAGCCCAACUGCUCCUUGUUGCUAAGCACAGGAGACUCAGACACAACUGAGGCAGCUAUUAACCUCCAGGGCAGGAUUGGUGACUUGCAAGUCAGGCAGAGCACACAGCCUCUGCUUUGGGAGGUGAUCUCUGCACAGCUCAGCUCCUCCCUGGUGGUGCCCUUGCUGUGCAUCAGUGGGGGAGUCUCUGCUUGCAGCCCUUGUGGAGGAUGUGUUCUCCAGCAGCAGUCCUUGGCAAACACGCACAGCCCUUGGUACUGUUAGAGGACCUUGCAGCCUUGGUACCAGCUGGGCCUUGCUUUUCUAAACAACAGCUCAGGCACCUGGAAAGAGUCCUGACCUAAAGCUGCCUUAUAGUGAGGAGCUGGCAGUCUUAGUGUGUUCUUGCUGACAGUCUGCAUUGCUUCCUGCCUGCUGCAAGUCCACAGUCUCGUUCUUGCACGUGGGUGUGUAGAGCCAGGGACCUGCACCUCUAAGUGCUAAGCUAGGGCUCCAGAAUCAGCAACCAGGGCAGGCCUCCACUCUCAGCAGGGAGAGCACUGUCUGUCCUUGGUGGAACAAACACCUGGCUAGUGUGGGCCCUUGGGAUGCCAAGGGGAGAGUGCAAUAGCAGACAGCUUCUGCUACUUGUGAGUUGCCAAUCUGAGUGAGUGAGCUCCAAUAAAAACUGCUCUGUUUUCUCCUCCCUGUCCCCAGACUUGCUCAGUCUUUUAGUCUGAUCUUUUCUUUUCUUUAAGCUGAAAGCAUUCAUUUCCCACAGGAAUUGUAUCAUCUGCUAGUUCUAGGUCACCCUUUCCUGCUGGCCUCUGUUUGCAUCUUAGCUGCUCCCAGCCCUCAGUGACCACUGUACC
Molecule: messenger RNA, 2081 nt
Organism: Indicator indicator
Lineage: Eukaryota; Metazoa; Chordata; Aves; Piciformes; Indicatoridae
Gene: RAB5IF
Product: RAB5 interacting factor
Exons: 4
Coding region: 1-432 (143 amino acids)
Biological process (GO): mitochondrial respirasome assembly
Source: RefSeq, a predicted model, not a curated record